Messenger RNA from Impatiens glandulifera, 1319 nucleotides. Its product is annotated as zinc transporter 11-like. The coding region runs from base 73 to 1131 and encodes 352 amino acids. The record is from RefSeq and is a predicted model, not a curated record. Gene Ontology annotation, biological process: zinc ion transmembrane transport. Lineage: Eukaryota; Viridiplantae; Streptophyta; Magnoliopsida; Ericales; Balsaminaceae. Gene Ontology annotation, molecular function: zinc ion transmembrane transporter activity. Gene Ontology annotation, cellular component: membrane. The transcript is spliced from 3 exons.
GAAUGUCUCGUUUCUCUCCCAAGGACAGGAGAAUCCCCCCAAUCUCCUCAGUCCUAUUCCAUCACAAACAAAAUGUCUCGGUCCCUUCUUUUCUUCUUCACUCUCCUCUUCAUCUUUCUCCUAUCGGUCUCCGCUCAUAGCGGCCACGACGAUGGCGACGGUGACGGCGACGACGACUCUUCAUCAAAACCCAAUCUCAGAUCGAAGAAGUUAAUCCUGGUGAAGAUCUGGUGUUUGAUUCUGAUUUUCAUCGGCACCUUUGUAGGGGGUAUUUCACCUUACUUCUUAAAAUGGAACGAGGGUUUUCUAGUUUUGGGGACCCAGUUCGCUGGAGGAGUGUUUCUUGGGACGGCGUUGAUGCACUUCUUGAGCGAUUCGAAUGAGACGUUUGAGGAUUUGACAACCGUAGAGUAUCCGUUUGCUUUCAUGCUGGCGACUGCUGGAUAUUUACUUACGAUGGCCGCCGAUUGUGCGAUUUAUUAUGUCUAUGGAAAGAAGAGGAAUGGUGGGUCUUGUUCAAUAUCCGAUGUCGAGCUUCAAGGACGCAACGGAAAAGGAGACUCCAGUAGUGGAGCGACUUCUCACACUCAAAUUCAGGGUAGUCAAGAUAUAAGACAUACCACUCAUUUUGUUGAAGAUACAACAAUCGCAGCCUCCUCUCUGGGUGACAACAUCCUUCUGAUAGCCGCCCUCUGCUUCCACUCUGUAUUCGAGGGAAUCGCCAUUGGAGUUGCGGACAAUGGAGCCGAUGCCUGGAAAGCCCUUUGGACCAUCAGCCUCCACAAGAUAUUCGCAGCCAUUGCAAUGGGAAUUGCCCUUCUCAGGAUGAUACCUGACAGACCGCUCCUCUCCUGCGUGGCCUACGCCUUCGCCUUUGCGAUAUCGAGUCCAAUUGGGGUCGCGAUUGGAAUUAUCAUAGACGCCACCACGCAGGGAGUGGCCGCAGACUGGAUUUUCGCAAUCUCCAUGGGGGUGGCCUGCGGGGUAUUUGUGUAUGUGUCUGUAAACCACUUGCUGGCCAAGGGCUAUGUAGCUAAGGAGAAGUGUUCUUUAGACACUCCCCUUUACAAGUUCUUGGCUGUAUUGAUGGGUGUUGGUGUGAUUGCUAUUGUCAUGAUUUGGGAUACCUGAAAGAGGAUUAGAGGGAUAGUUGUUCCUUCUACUUCACUACUUAUACUAUGUAGGGAGAAGAAACAAUUUGGAUGUGACAAUUUAUUACUAUACAUUAGUAUCAUACAUCAUCAUUAUCACUUGUUUGAUCUUGGGUUUAUUUUAGACAAAUGGAUUAUCAAAUGAAAAUCUAAUUUUGAUUGAUUCUA